AGUUUAUUCCUAGCUUUCCAAGAUGUACCAAGUGUUUCCUUUCCUCGUCGCUGCGAAUUUCGCCCUGCCGAAGCUCCGUCUGCCGGUGGAGAUGUGGUCCACCAUUUUUCGGUUCUUGGACCCUUCAUCUCUCUUGAACGUGGUUCGAACUGACGGCCUGUGGAGGGAAGUCAGUCACGGAGAUCCAGUCUUGCGAAGAACAAUUCAGGAAGAAUUGGUUGCCGAACGUCAGAGACAACGAGACGAGAUUUUGAAUCCGGGUUUGCUGAUGACGAUUGAGCGCCAAGGACCAACGAAACAGUUUGGCACCAAUGGCACGAAAACUGUUCGUUGUAGAGCUCCAACCGUGGUCCAACAACCCCCCGCCGAAUUUUUACGACCCGUUGAAGAAAAAACCAAAAAAAAGCGACCAGCACGAACUGGGAAAAAUGUUCGGACUCAAUCUCCUAAGCUGUUAAGACUGUAGAUACUUUUG
Messenger RNA from Tribolium castaneum (red flour beetle), 475 nucleotides. RefSeq lists its product as hypothetical. NCBI's taxonomy places the organism in Eukaryota, Metazoa, Arthropoda, Insecta, Coleoptera, Tenebrionidae. The coding region runs from base 23 to 466 and encodes 147 amino acids. Gene Ontology annotation, molecular function: protein binding. The record is from RefSeq and is a predicted model, not a curated record. The transcript is spliced from 2 exons.